CGCGAGCCGAGGCAAAGAGACGAAUAGAUUCGAGAUAAAAGCAGCUCGUCGCGACCACCGUCUGUUGUUGCUGCUGUUGUUGCUGUUUACUGCUUAUUAUCGACAUGUCUGAGUCCUCUUCUGAUAUCUCACCUAUCGAGCAUGUGCUCAAGCUCGAGCAGCUCGACGCCGACCUCUUCCGCAGCGCCGAACCUCUCUACAAGGCCCGGGGAGCCCGCGGUAUCUUUGGCGGCAACGUGAUUUCGCAGUCGCUGAUGGCUGCUAUCAAGACCGUGCCGGAGACCUUUCAGGUGCACAGCAUGCACUGCUACUUUUUGCUUGCGGGUGAUUCGAGCUUGCCAGUGCUCUACUUCGUCGAGCGGAUCCGCGAGGGCAAAUCUUUCUGCACUCGCACCGUCCAGGCUCGCCAAAAGGGCCGCUGCAUCUUCUCGACCACAAUCUCGUUCCAGAUCCCCGUCAAGACGCCGCUGAAUCACCAGGUCAGCUUCCCAGGCACCUCGCUUCCCCAGCCUGAAGACCUACCUAGUCUUGCCGAGUACGCACUGGAGCUGUACAAAGCUGGUGCGAUCUCGAAGACCGAGUAUGAAUUCUCUGACGAGCUUUCGCGGGUUGCUCCUACUGAGUCCAAGACCUUUAUCCCUCAGUAUUCGAAAGAUAUGCCACCCCAGGACCGCCGAAACUACCUAUGGAUCAAAGCAAAGGGCAACAUCCAAGAAGCCAGCGCACACGCCAUGGCUCUCGCCUACAUGAGCGAUAACGCUCUCCUCGGGACCUCGGUGCGAGUCAACGGGAUCGGAUCCAAGCAUAUAUCGAUGAUGGUCAGCUUGGAUCAUAUUAUCUAUUUCCAUGCUCCGAUUAAAGCUGACGAGUGGCUUUUGUACGAGAUGCAGUCUCCUUGGACCGGAUCUGCAAGAGGCCUAGUAUAUGCUCGCGUCUUCAGCAGAGACGGUACUCUUCUCGCGUCCGUCAUUCAGGAGGGAGUCGUGAGACUGAAAGACUUGGAACUCAAGUCAAAGUCCAAGCUAUAGGUUGUUUAUUGAUCUUGAAGAUUGUAGUAUAGAAAGGAAGUUGGUAGCACCCGAAUGUAUUAUAUACAGAAAACUCGAGAUUCUAUUAGAUGUUCUCCCCGUUGUAAUCAUAGUAUAAAUUCACGAGGACUCUUUCA
This is a messenger RNA of Myxozyma melibiosi, 1165 nucleotides long. RefSeq names its product thioesterase-like superfamily-domain-containing protein. Gene Ontology annotation, biological process: fatty acid catabolic process; acyl-CoA metabolic process. Gene Ontology annotation, molecular function: fatty acyl-CoA hydrolase activity. Lineage: Eukaryota; Fungi; Ascomycota; Lipomycetes; Lipomycetales; Lipomycetaceae. The record is from RefSeq and is a predicted model, not a curated record. Bases 105 to 1028 code for a protein of 307 amino acids. The transcript is spliced from 7 exons. Gene Ontology annotation, cellular component: peroxisomal matrix.